AUGAGUCACACGCUGUUACAGUUAGCUGAACACGCUUCAAAGAUACUCGGAAAAGCUUUAGCAUCUGAAAAAAUAAAAUGGGAGAGUGUGAUAACAGCACCAGAAUUGGCCUCUGUGCAGACAGGCUCUGCUAUAGCACUUUCAACAAUAGGUGACAAAACUUUUAUAUCAGUUGAUGAAACUCUUUGUGACCUCUCUCAUAGAUCGAUGGACUUCAUGACUGCCAUGGAACUGAUGAAGAUGGAUGUAUCGGCCAGAAUAAUGCAAGCGAUCAGAAGUAAAGAAAAUGUUGACGACAGCCUUGGUCGCGUUGUUGGUGGAAUUGAUCAUGUACAAAGAAACAUUGGUGGGAAUCUGAUCAUAGUCGUAGGACCUACAGCUUACGAAACGAUACUGCAACAACUUCUCGGAUGUGAUCGUACAAAAAUGAAAAGGCUGAAGUCUGUACCACCACUCGCUUGUACUAUAUUGGAAAAGGUAUGUGAAUAG
This is a messenger RNA of Cooperia oncophora, 489 nucleotides long. The record is from the annotation of a GenBank genome assembly. NCBI's taxonomy places the organism in Eukaryota, Metazoa, Nematoda, Chromadorea, Rhabditida, Trichostrongylidae.